Messenger RNA from Pomacea canaliculata, 5540 nucleotides. Its product is annotated as ultraviolet-B receptor UVR8-like. Bases 393 to 1754 code for a protein of 453 amino acids. The record is from RefSeq and is a predicted model, not a curated record. Lineage: Eukaryota; Metazoa; Mollusca; Gastropoda; Architaenioglossa; Ampullariidae. The transcript is spliced from 14 exons.
CCUGCGGCGCGGUGGGCGUGGAGGAGGGAGGAGGGGGGGGGAGUUAACCAGCGACGAGAAAAUCGGGUAGCCUGGCGCUAACAUGGCAUGAAUAACGGGGUGGCGAGUAGGACGGGUGGGUAGCAGAUAGAGACCCACGUAACGGCCCGCGAUCUGUUACCGUUGGAAAACAGCAUGUCAUGUCUGCUGUGUGAAGGGCCGCACUCGACUUGAAGAGAUCACUACGUCAACAAGUCCUGGCGGAAGAGAACUGUCCGACGUCGCGCUGUGUCCACAAGCCGUAGACACGGCACAGGGGGGUCAGGAACACGAGGGACUGCAGACGUAACACGAUGCCUCGUAACCCUCGUGACUGAGUGGCUCAGCGAUGGGACUAACCUUGGUUCGUGGACAUGGAUGGAAGCAAUGACACCGGAAACAACAGUCGUACAACACUGAACUUCUCUGACAAUAUUUCCACGAACUCAAUCCCACAUGGCGAGCUGCUUUGCUGGGGAUGUGGAGAGUUUGGACAACACUGCCACGGUCAUAGCGGCGACGUGGGUUUUUCAGACGCGAUGGUUGAUCCCUGUAGCCUGGAAGGGUCUUCAGGAGGCGUGUCUGCAGUGGCGUGCGGUUCAAGCCACACUGUUCUAGUAACAGGUUCUGGUCAGAUCUAUGUCUGGGGAAACGGCAACAGCGGACAGCUCGGGUGUGGGGACCAGACUUCGCGAUGGAAACCCACACAGAUCCAUCUGUCGUUGCGACUUCCGCCAGGGGCGACAAUACGCUCGGUGGCCUGUGGGAGCCGCCACACCAUGGUGGUGCUAACGAAUGGACACGUGUACUCAUUCGGCAACAACUUCUACGCGCAGCUGGGCUACAACUUCCGAGAGAAGAAUUACAAAGAAAACCAGGUAGAGCGGCAAUGUUUGUACCGGGUGGCAAGCAUUUGUUUUCAAAAGGGUGUUCCUGGCAGAAGUGUAUUUUGUAAAAGAGUUGCACUUGAGAAAACUAACUCUCAGACCUCAGCUGUUGGAGUUCUGGUGAGUCGCCCGGUGCGGCAAGUGUCUUGCGGUGACAAACAUUCGCUUUUCUUGUUCGAUGAUGGCGACGUGGCUGCUGUCGGGAACAAUGCCCAUGGGCAGAUAGGUGAUGGGGGCCACCAGGAGUCCGUGGUACCGAAACCCGUGGAGCUAGACCACCCCGUGAGGGAAAUCACCUGUGGCCCAAACCACAACCUGGUAAUUACAGAGGAGGGGCAGCUGUACAUAUGGGGAUACAGCAAGGCCUGUGGGCGGAGGAGGCAUGAUGUUCGACUUCCAGAACACAUCGACAUCAAAGGGAAGGAAAUCAGGCAGGCAGCAGGGGGCAGCUCACACAGUCUCGCCCUUACAGUUAAAGGCAAAGUCUACUCAUGGGGCUUUGGACCUGAUGGUCAGCUGGGACUUGGUCCUGACCUUCUGACCUCCGCUAAGCCUCAUCGUCUUCGCCACUCGAUGCUUGCCGAAGGUGUGUCACGGGUGGCUUGUGGCGACGCUUUCUCGGCAGCUGUUACAGUGACCGGCCGACCUGUGCAUGUGGGGUCGCAACAGUCACACCAUAGAGACAGGCCUGGGCUCCUUACACCGUGUGUUCGAACCCAGGUGUCUGACUUGGGGAGCAGAGAGAAGCCCGACCCUCCCAGAGUCGGGGACAAUCCGCAGUGUGGAGUGUGGCGCCUGGCAUGCAGCAGCUCUGAUAGGUCUCCCAGAACCUUUACCUCACUCGAGUGACUCAGACGAGUCGGAUGCAGAAACAGAAGAUGGCAGCAUCCACAGUGUCAGUUCUUGGACCAGCUCUGUGCAGGACUUUGGUGAUGAAGACCUGAAUACUACAGUUGGCGAUAUUGAAGUAUCACCGCCGCCGCAAGCCACGUCGUCUUCAGGGUCAAAGGUCGCAUCUUUGUGGUGCCCAGGGGACAGACCAAGCUGACUCUGGCAGAGUUCUAUGCUACAACAGAUAGCAACAGAUCAGUGGCGAGCUUAGACAAAACGUUUGUAGCGCCGACUGCAAAGAGAGGUAAACCGCAAGUGUCUCUAGUAUGCUGCCUCGGUUUGGUGCCAGAACGAUCUGCAAUCGCCGCCCCCAGGUCCCUGUCCGUAGAGGUGCCAACGGCGACAGGUGAACCAGACUCCGACGAGGAGGACCCGCUCUCGCCCUCCGCCAACUCUUCCGCAGUCCACCUGCUGAGGUCGACCAGGUUCUCAGAGAAUCAAAGGUAAAGUCAUCUUGCCAGCCUCCCCAGAGUCCACAAGCAAAAGACUGCGAUUGUGUCGGAUGAUGGCUCCUCGCGAAACGCUGUGGGCGUGAAGCCGCCAUCUUCCGGAGUCAGUGGCAGAGAAGGCGUUCACGUGACUGCAAGCAGGUCGAAAGUCACGCAGUCAAAGGUCGCCAGUACUGUGCAGGUCAGCCGCACGCCAGCCAAGAAUUUCUCCUUGCCCAGAGAACCCACCGUAGUGGUCAACAAGCGCAUGGACUUCCUGGACCCCAGCCAACUCCUGACGGGCUCAGGAGCACACGUGACAGGCACGUCAGCCAGAACAUUUGGGGUCAGAUCAGACAAUGACCUCGGCAGCCUCACCAAAGAACAAAGCACCACGAGCAUCCCUGGUCCUACGGAGGGCAUGAGAGAGAGGUCAGGAGACGUCAUCAGGUCUGGGAUUUCAACGUCUGGCUCCAACGGUCAACAUGUGCCGAUAGUCCAGCUUGAAGGCGUCCUCGGGGUUGCAGAAAACGGCUACUUACCCUGCGAGUCUCAAACAGCGCCCCGACCUCUUCAGGAUCUCAAGUGGUUUGAUGAGCUGCCCUCCAAAACAGUUUCCAACCUUAGUCCGCUGAUGAAACGGUCCCCCAAUUUGAUUGGUGCGCUUCCGGGACAGUGGUCACGCAGCCCCAGCAAAUUUUAUCAUAAGCCAGCAUCAAAGUGGGUCUUGAAUGGCUCCUCCAGACUGCUGACACCAGCACCAACUUCCUCCCUCCAUCUCUCAUCAGAGCGAAGACUUUCGCUGCGACUGUCGGUUCUCAGCAGAAGGUGAUGGGAGAGCAGGCAAUCAAGAAACAGGAAAAACAAAAGUCCUCAAAAGCUACAGGUAAAGAGGCCAGAGACAGUGGCAGAGGAGUAAGGGGAGAGAAUGAUGGACCUUCCGGUGUCAAGACUGUUUUGCCCGGACUGCGAAAAGUGCCAUCUUGUGCUGACCCGGAAGUGACCCAUAGGAAUCCAAUCUUCUCGAGCGCCACUUCUUGGCAACAACGCCAUCAGGGUAAUAUUUUCUCCCCCGACCCAGCUAUGAAUUCCCAAGCAUCUAGUACAAAACAGUGGUAUUUGUCGAUGAAGACUUCCCAGCAUGGAACAGAGGAGACUCCCACCUGGUAACAGGGGCCGCCACUCCUGCUACUAGUCUACUAUUACCUACCUGCAGCACAUUCUUUCUAAGCGCACAUAAUCAGCUGUAAACAAUCAUACCAUUGCUAAGCAACACUCCAAAGAGUAUGCAGGGUGAGCGAUUGGUAGCUCCCAAUGCUAUGUCUUGACAACACCACUCGACGACGACGAAAGAGAACAGUCAUCCACGAUGUCUAACCUCUGUAGUCUCGUUAUCUUCAAACACCAUUUUCGCAACAGAUGCACUACCGACUGGCUCCGAUACCAAUGAAUAUCAUGAUCAAUGUCAGAGAGGAAGUGUUACUCGCUGUAUUAGUGACAAGAGACGAAUGUCAAACCUCUGUGUUGAAACUUGUCUUAAAUGAACUUCGUUCAAACAAAUUAGCGACCGUUGUCAAUCCUAGUAAACUAGAUGCAGUGUGGGGUAAAAAAAAAAAUGUUCCUAAAAUUGGUACCUUCCUGCUAGUCGAUUGGCUGUCGUCAAAGAAGACGAAGAAACUAUUUUUAAUAGUAGUAAAAUAAGUACUAAGAUACCAUCCUUCAUGUACAAGAGCUUCCAUCAAGAACAUUGUAGACAGAUGUAGUGCAAUACGGGUUGUCUAGUCAAAGCAGGGGAAGUAGGGGAUCACUUACACUAAUACACUGUAAUAUAAGCUUGAACACUGUAAUAUACAGUUAAUAUAGUUUAAUAUAAUGUUCUCUGGUGAAGCAGUGGCUACUGUAAUGCCAUCUGGUGACCUGAUUGUUUCUGAUUCUUGCAGGCGUCCGUCUGAGGUGCAGAGACAUUCAGACCUUCUCGUGUUUCCUACCCGAAAUUGUAUUCGAUGCUUUAAAAUCUCGUGAUUGCAUUCACAUGAAAAAAAAUCUCCUGGUUUUGUUUCUUUUUUUAAAAAAAUAUUGUUUAAUGUUUGCCAGAGACACAAUCGUUUCGCGAAAUGGGUCUAGAGACAAAGCUUUGGGAUUUCAUCUUGAAGACUUUUCUUUUGAGUUCAACAGACAAAGUAUUUGUGUGCAUGUGAUGUGUUUGUGCCUGUAGUUGUGUCUGUUGUGUAAGUGUCCACGUGUGUGAGUGUGUGUAGAAAGUCGAAGAGGGCAUUCCUGUACCCAUGGGCUUCGGAGAACAUAGGUAACUUGUUGGUGACCUACCUGUACAUGACAGAAGCUAGAAUGGUUCGCGUACCUAGUUUUAAACACCGUUGCUCUCAGAUAUAAUGCUGGAAUUUUUUCCUGCUGAACUCUUCAAGAGAUAUACUUUUUAUAUUCCGAUUGCUGUGUAUUGAAAAAUAUUUGAAAACUGAAUAUUUUCAUUUACGAAUCACUUUGUUGUUACAAUACUCUUGGGAUACAAUGAGGUAAUAGUAAAGACAAGUAAGAUAGCAUGUCUGAUGUUUUUAAAGUAAAGGUUGUGUGGAUGAUCAGUUGAGUGACUGUGAAAAGUUUCGCGUCAAAUCUGUUAAGAAAAAAUAUACAGAAGGUUCCAGAAAGGGCAGCUGAAUGUAAAAAAGUGGAGCUGUGAUUUCCCAGCAAAGUUUGGUAGCAAUUUUUGACAUCUUGCAUUCUUGGAAAUUGUUCAAAAUAUACUUUUUCGUCUAUUUGUUUAGAAAAUUUAUGAUUGUUUUCAAAAAUAAACUUUUUGUAAAAAGCUCCCUAUUUUGAUAUUGUUAAAAAUCAGUUUCAGGGUUAGUCAGUCACAGAUGAAAGCUUCGCAGUAGAACUUCAACUUCAUUGACUCGAAACCGUCGACGACUGUUUACUUCGUAAGAACAUGUUCACAAACUGUCAUUCUGGUCCGGCUGUUAAUUCCCAGAAGUAUACUCAGCACUAUUUAUUUAUAAUUAAAAUCCAGCUGUUUUAUGUUAAGAUUUAAUUGCGCUAAGUAACUUUUGAUGUUAUAAUUAGUGUCGUCUGUUGAGAAUUAUUAGUUGACCGUUAGUAGCAUUACCGUACCUCUGUGAGUCUGGGAAAAGGAAUUUUUAAUUUUUGAAUUGGAGUGUGGUCAUUUUUGUUUUCCUUUCUGGAUAUAUUUGUGUGUAUUUAUUAUAGAAUACAAAACCUGCAGGAGACAAGUGAAGUAUUUUCCAGCCAAAACUUGUAAAUGUUAAUUCUCGUCAAUAAAAAGUCUUUCAAGGUUGCAAAA